AGGCCCCGCCCCUCUUUGUCGGUCCCGCCCCCGAAAACACUGAAUCCAACCCGCACUGAGACCCGCAAAUCGGCUGAAACAACCAUUGGGUAGCGGCUCAUGAAAGCGGUGCCACCUUUUUAUAGGGUGCGGAGGGGCCCCGAGAGCCACGGAGCCCAGAGUCCUGGCAAAAUAAACUGCCGCUGGGUCCCACGAGUCCCAGUCGGGCGGCUAGCCCCGCACCCGCCAUCCCAUGCUUGGCUCGGGCGACAUUCGAUAUGAACGCGGCGGGACUCGAAGCUCGAGGCGGGGGCCACAUAGAGCACGGACCACUCCCCUUCAGCGUCGAGUCACUGCUGGAGGCUGAGAGCGUUCGGGGCUCCGAGUCUGAGCAGCUGGGGGAGGAGGGGCCUCCCAGCGCCUCGAAGCCUGGAGCCUGGCCCCCACCGGUCGCGCACACGUGUCCCCCACGUGCCCCCAGCCCUCCACCCUGCACCCUCCGCAAACACAAAACCAAUCGCAAACCACGGACGCCCUUCACCACCUCGCAGCUGCUGGCGCUCGAGCGCAAGUUUCACCAGAAGCAAUACUUGUCCAUUGCGGAGCGCGCCGAGUUCUCCAGCACCUUGAGCCUCACUGAGACUCAGGUCAAGAUCUGGUUUCAGAACCGCCGAGCCAAGGCCAAGCGGCUGCAGGAGGCUGAGCUGGAGAAGCUGAAGCUGGCAGCCAAGCCGCUACUGCCGGCGGCGGCGGCGGCGUUUGCCCUGCCCUUCCCGCUGGGCACCCAGCUGCACAGUUCCGCGGCUACUUUCGGCGGCAACGCGGUUCCCGGGAUCCUCGCCGGGCCGGUCGCGGCUUAUGGCAUGUACUACUUGUCUUAGACCACGGAAUCAAGUCCUAACCUCUUGGUUAGGCUCAGGGCCGCGCCACAGUUCUGCCCGCCGCUGAUGCUCCUGGUAACUUUUGACCUUUCAUUUUAGUUUUUUUGUUUUGUUUUGGUUUUGUUUGUUUUGGUUUUCCUCCUGCUCAUACGAUGUUAUACUUGAUGACUGGAGUCUAUUUAUAGACAACUUACAAAUAUUUUAAACCUUCCUAAAACCAUGUCCACACCAAUCUGCUUUUCUGAAAGGAAACACGACUUCAUACAGUCCUUGAAACGGACAAAAGCAGAUCUUUCUAUUUCAUACAAAGCAGUGGACAAAAUACUCCUGGGGUGGGUGUGUGCCCUGUAUUCACUCUGCCCCUACACCGAGGACUUCAGAGAGGCUCCACUGAGCUGGCAUAAGAGAACAAUUCCAUAAGAAGAAGUUACAAUAAAAAUGGACCGCUAGGACGACACUUAGAAAUUACUAUCUCUCCAACUAAAUGUAUGUUGUGACCAAACAGAAACUUCUACAUGUUUUAGGUUUUGCCCCAUUAUUAUUCUUUAGAGUACAAGUCGUUCAAGGAGCCAGAGGCAAAUGCUGAAUGGACAUGGAAGUAGGGGAGAUGAGGUACUGCUGGCGCCUCCCCUCAAAGGGGGUGGCUACUGGGCAGUAGUGUCUGAGCUUCGAAAAGAGCCUGCUGGGGAGACUAGAGGGCUGUAGGCAGCAGGCAGGGACCAAACUCUAGCCUCUUGCCAGCAGGUGUCCAAUCAAUAAAGAGAAGAAAGUGAGGCUUGAGAGUCUCAGAACUCCGCUGUGGAUGCAGUAGGAGGCGAGGCCUGGGAAGGCCCCCAAAAGAGUUACUCUGAGUGCCAGCUGCUCCUGCAAUCCUGAUGCGCCUUAGAAAACGGGUGGACUCGUUUAGGAAUCCGGACUUGUACCUUUAUUCAACCUUUAUCUGAAGAAAGAAAACAGACCAUCUGAGCUGUUCUGUCCCAUUGCCGCUGAUGGAUUCUCAAUCCUGUCAUGCAAGAUUGAGGCCCUUCGGGUACCCAACAAUGGGCACUGAUAAAACCUGUGGCUGUUUCUACAGUAAGCUUUUGCUACAAUCUGGAGACUUUAGAUGGAAUGUGUUGAGGGUUCACCAAGGUCCCCUGGAGUCACAGCCCAGUACUAUUGACAAAUCCCUUCCUCCAGCCUUCAAGCUGGGGAGGAGGAAUCUGGCAGCAGAGAGCUGCUGGCUGUGUGUUCAUGAGGACCGGGAAUUUCACAGUGAUGGAUGGCCCUGGGUUAGGAUGUUCUGGUUGGGAGGAGGGGAAAGACUGGGCUAUGCUCAGCAGUCCAAGCCAGCUCCAGGAAAACUGCUGUCCCGUGACCUUCACUGGUCCAACAGCUCCAAAUAAAACUGAAAAGAUAAGAUUGUAUGGAAUUGCCUAUUGAUACAUAUUGACAUUCUUCUGCCCUGUGUCUCUUGGAAAGAUGGAAACCAGAUAGGUUUUGUUUUGUUUUGAGACAAAAUCUUCACUAUGUAGCUCUAACUGACCUAGGAUAUUCUCCAAGGCAGCCUUAGACUCACAAAGGUCCACUUGCCUUUGCCUCCCAAGUGCUGGGAUUAAAGAUACACCACAAUGCCCAGCUAUGUGUUUUUUUUUUUUUUAAGUUAAAUGGCUCAAUUUUAGGAGUGUCACAUGCAGAGAGUGAAGGACAGCUGCAAGGGAGAGCAGCAGCUGUCUCUCUCAGGUGCUUGUACAGAAUCACUCAGCCUAGGCUGUUUAAACUUUAGCCCAUGCCUACUGCCACUCUCAAGAGGUCAGACCCCUCGCUUGGUGUGCAAAUGCUGAAGGGCAGAGGACCCAGUACAUGGGUCCUGAGAUCUCAACCACCAAGUCUGCUUCUUGCAGGCGUCAGUUGACCUAGAACUACUUGUGUAGUCCAGGUUAGCUCCAGACUCAAAGCAAUUCUCUGACCUCAGCCUGCUGAGUCCUGGGAUUACAGACAUGAGCCACCACACCCAGUCACGCUGCUGCCUCUUAAGUCACAGCAUUGCUUCAGUUCUGCUCUCAAUGCUGAGGUACCUGAUGGUGUUGGCCAAGCCACAAGCAUGUAUAAUAAUGGCCAGUGCAUUGACAAUCCUGAAACCACAGGAAAAUGCACAUUUCAGGAAAGCCGGGUGUGUACCAUUGCUUCACAGUGGAUCUAUAUCUCUGUGAUAGGUCUAUAUCUGAUGACCAAGAGUAUGCGACAGUAUGGGCCACCAAAGUCUGACCAGAAACUGCUUGGUCAGGUUGCUAGUUUGUCUCUCUGACCCCAAAUAAGCAGAUAGAAAUAUUCUUCCAUUGAGCUAGUCCAAUUAUACAAUUUGUUCCUAGAGUCCUGCCCCCAGGGUGGGCAUGGCUCUGGUAGUCUAGCAUGUAGGAUGUAGCCAUGCCUUCAAGUCACACCAAUAGAUGCUCUUCCUGUCAACAGUGUUUGCUUUUGGGACAAGGCUGAGGCACAGCUGUGAAGACUAACACUUUUCUGAAGGGAGCUGCCUACAAACCUUAUUGAAGGACUCAGGCCCCUGAUGGUCCCAGCUAGGACCUAAAGCUAUGCAUACCCAUUGAUGGAAUCCUGUAUUCAGAUAGUAUCUCUGUGAUGGGGGUCUUCAAUGGCCACUAAUGGGCUAGAGCCAGUUGUGAAAGGAUUUAAUCAUUGGCCAAUACAGACCCCCAGGUCUCCGCCAUUUAGCAUCUUACAGAUGGUCUUCUGAAUCCCAGAGUCCUGGCUCCCAGUCUAAAUCCUUUCAGCUGCCAAUUCUGGACCAUUGAGGGUGGACUUGGAAACCCUGUCCUGUGCUUGGAAACUUGUAUCAGGGAGGCCACUAGACUAAGUAGCUUAAAAUCUAUUCAGGGUAGAUCAUGCCUUUCUGGGCAUGAAAUGAGCAGGACAAGAAAUAGGCAACUAGUGAGAUGGUGUAGACCACAGGUGUCCUCUGCAGAGCCUAGGUACAGAGGAGUGGACUUCGACUUACCCAUCAAGCAUAAGUAUCUCAUAUGUCCCAUUAUGGAGACCUGACGGAUACGUUGGGAGGGUAUGGGUGGCCAGAGUAUUGCCUGAGUUCUGGGAAACAGCCUUGAGGUUCUUAAGACUAUGAUCACAUCCAGGGAGGGAGCUAGGACUCAUGUACUCACUAAAUUCUGAGCAGAGCUAGGGCUGGCUGCCCCUAUCAGCUUUGUCCCCUCUGGGUAUGAGUCUGGGGACUGGACUAAAACCUCCAACAUGGUGACCUGAGGGCAUGGGUACUGUGCUAUGGCCCGCUCAGAAGGUGGAGUCUGGUCAGCGCUGUUGGUGUUUCUUGAAGGGACUCUUCAGAUCUGAUUACAAUCCUGAAUGGUGUAGGAGAUCUGGGGGCAGCACCUUCUCAGAGGGAUUUCUGCAUAGAUGCUACACAAUAGACAAAGGUCAUAGGGCAGGCAUUUAAGGACAAUGCCAUCUUUUCCUUACUUGAGGAAUGGUGAGCACACUUCAGAUGACUAACAUAUGUCAGGUUCUGGGGAAGAGCGGCGGUCUGCUGACUCUUUGUGCUCCCAGUCCCCUCCAGCUCUCACUCCAGAGGUGUUCAGGGGAAGUCUUGACUAAGUGGGCCACCGUUUUCCUGAAAUAUUGUGAAUGAUGUUAUUCAGUUGGCUGUAGGGUCUGAUAAUCUCAUUUUCACUUUGAGGAAGUACUGUCUACAUAUAUACAAGUCUUGCUGUCACAUUGCAUUCUACAUUGUAUUUAAUUGUGUUAUUAAGAAAAAAAAUCAAGCUGGGUGGUGGUGGCGGAGGCGGCGCACGCCUUUACCAGCACUUGGGAGGCAGAGGCAGGCGGAUUUCUGAAUUUGAGGCCAGCCUGGUCUUCAGAGUGAGUUCCAAGACAGCUGGGGCUACACAGAGAAACCCUGUCUCCAAAAACAAAAACAAAAACAAAAUCAUGCAUUAAACAGAGAUGGUUGAUAAUAGAAACUAAGUUUCAGAGAGGGCCAAAUGAGGGGGAAGAAAUGUCCUCACAUUUAUAAUAUGUGUGCCUUUAGAAAGCUAAACCACACAGCUAAAACAUUCCCCAUAAACAUUCAAGGGGUGUAAUCUUUGAAACUUUAUGAGAAGAGCCAUAGGCUCAUCUCUGUUCUGAACAUACCUGGUUUUGUACAAUGACAGGGACACCUGCUCUGGGAAGUGACUCUGGGUUUUAUCUCUUGUUUACCUUAUUAGCAUUUUUGGGGGGGACAGAUAGGUAGAAUUGCACAAUAGUUUCCUUCAUCUCCUAGUUUGCUGGGCUGCUGGAGACUUACAUAUGAACACCAAGUUGCCUUGGCCCAUUUUUGGCUUUUGAAGGAGAUGCUUCCAACCUAAGAUGUAUUGGCAGUAAGUUUUCAGCCACCUUUCCCAGAUUGUUAGGGAUCCUCUCUGGAGGUAGUAACGAAGAACUUUUAUGAAAGAAUGAAUAUUGCCCUUAUCAUGUUCACAAUAAUCAAAUGGAUAGAAAACCAUAAGCUUUUGUUAACAUGGUUGUACAUGCUUUUAAUCCCAGAGCUCCAGAGGUGGAGGCAGGUAGAUCUCUGUGAGUUCAUGCCCCGGCUGGUCUAGGAAGAGAGUUCUAGGUCGGUCAAGGCUACAUAGUGAGACCCUAUCUCAAAACAAACAAAAACUAAACAAGAAUGAGGUUUUCCUUUGUUAAAUCAAUUGUGAAUUUCUAGAAUAAGCCUGAUUUGGGGAAUGGAAUGAUGAUGGAGGACUGUUCAUCGUCAGAAAGAUGAGCAAUGGUUUUAAGCUUCGGGACAGCAAAACACGUCGGCAGUAAAUAAAGGUCAGCCGCAAUUGU
Messenger RNA from Apodemus sylvaticus (European woodmouse), 5681 nucleotides. It is a transcript of the gene Ventx, whose product is annotated as VENT homeobox. The coding region runs from base 258 to 860 and encodes 200 amino acids. Gene Ontology annotation, biological process: regulation of transcription by RNA polymerase II; embryonic morphogenesis. The record is from RefSeq and is a predicted model, not a curated record. Gene Ontology annotation, molecular function: DNA-binding transcription factor activity, RNA polymerase II-specific; RNA polymerase II transcription regulatory region sequence-specific DNA binding. The transcript has 2 exons. NCBI's taxonomy places the organism in Eukaryota, Metazoa, Chordata, Mammalia, Rodentia, Muridae. Gene Ontology annotation, cellular component: nucleus.